Stomoxys calcitrans (stable fly) is the source of this 2764-nucleotide messenger RNA. It is a transcript of the gene Klp64D, whose product is annotated as kinesin-like protein KIF3A. The record is from RefSeq and is a predicted model, not a curated record. The coding region runs from base 125 to 2158 and encodes 677 amino acids. Gene Ontology annotation, molecular function: ATP binding; microtubule motor activity; microtubule binding. The transcript has a single exon. Gene Ontology annotation, biological process: microtubule-based movement. NCBI's taxonomy places the organism in Eukaryota, Metazoa, Arthropoda, Insecta, Diptera, Muscidae.
UUGUGUAUUUGUUUUGGUGGAUGGUGAAUAUGACAGCUGAUAGAAAAAUCGAUUCUUAGCUAAGCAACCAAAAUUAGUGUGAAAAUUUUAAGAAAACCAGAGAAGACGGAAAAAACUCCUAAAAAUGACUAACGACCAACAAAAUCAAGAACAGGAGGCAGAAGUGGAAAAUGUCAGGGUUGUGGUGCGAGCUCGACCUAUGGAUAAAAAUGAAAUAUCCGCUGGAUCAUUGGGAGUCAUCAAAGUGGACAAACUCAAGAGAGCCAUUACUGUUGUUAAACCCAAUGCCACAGCAAAUGAGCCACCCAAAAACUACUAUUUUGACAAUGUUUUUGAUGGUGAUAGCAGCCAACUGGAUUUGUAUGUGGAUACUGCUCGCCCCAUCGUGGAAAAAGUCUUGGAAGGAUACAAUGGAACUAUUCUGGCAUAUGGACAAACGGGAACGGGCAAAACCUAUACAAUGUCAGGGAAUCCUGAAAGUCCGCAGACAAAGGGAAUAAUACCAAACGCUUUUGCUCAUAUCUUUGGUCAUAUUGCCAAAGCUAAGGAGAAUCAAAAAUUUCUGGUUAGAGUCAGUUAUAUGGAGAUAUACAACGAAGAAGUCCGAGACUUGUUGGGCAAGGAUGUCACUAAAAGUUUGGAAGUUAAAGAGAGACCUGAUAUUGGUGUGUUUGUCAAAGAUUUGAGCGGUUAUGUUGUUCACAAUGCUGACGACCUGGAAAAUAUUAUGAAAUUGGGUAAUAAAAACCGUGUAGUGGGAGCCACAAAAAUGAACCAGGAAUCGUCUAGAUCUCAUGCUAUAUUCUCUAUAACUAUUGAACGCAGUGAGUUGGCCGAAGGAGGACAGCAACACGUGCGUAUGGGCAAGCUGCAACUAGUCGAUUUGGCUGGUUCCGAAAGACAAAGUAAGACUCAAGCCAGUGGCCAGCGUUUAAAGGAGGCCACAAAGAUUAACCUCUCACUCUCAGUAUUGGGUAAUGUCAUUAGCGCCUUGGUGGAUGGCAAAAGUUCUCACAUUCCAUACAGAAAUUCCAAAUUGACUCGUUUGUUGCAAGAUUCAUUGGGUGGAAACUCCAAGACCGUCAUGUGCGCCACUAUUUCCCCAGCUGACACCAACUACAUGGAGACGAUCUCUACAUUGCGCUAUGCCAGUCGCACCAAAAACAUACAGAAUCGCAUGCACAUUAAUGAAGAACCCAAGGAUGCAUUGCUUAGGCACUUCCAGGAGGAAAUCGAACGCUUGCGCAAACAGCUGGAAGAGGGCUAUGAAGAGGAGCCCCAAGAGGAGGAGGAAGAAGUAGAGGAUGAAGAUGAUGACGAGGAAAUCGAAGCCGAAGUCUUGGCCGAAACUCAAAAUCAAAUGACUGAGAGGGCCUUAGAGAAACAACGCUUAAGAGAGCUCAAGCUGGCCAAGAAAGAAGCUUUGGAAAAGCGCAAAAGGGAACACCAAAUGGAAAUAUCGAAAACCAAAACGGAACAGGAGCAGUUACGUAACAAACUCAUGUCAUUGGAGGGUAAGAUUUUGGUAGGCGGCGAAAAUCUCUUAGAAAAGGCGCAAACACAGGAGGAACUAUUGGAUCAGUCCCUACGCGAGCUAGAAGAAAGAGAGAAAGCCGAACAAGUACUCCGCGAAACGUUGCAACAAAAAGAAACCGAACGCAUUGAUAUCGAGGAACGAUAUUCCUCACUGCAAGAGGCCAACACCGGUAUCACCAAGAAAAUCCACCGUGUUAUGCAAAUGCUUAUGGGUGUCAAAUCUGAAUUGGCCGACCAACAGCAGGAGCAUCAACGCGAGAAAGAGGCCAUCUAUGAGAAUAUACGCUCGCUUUCCCGCGAAUUGGCGCUAUGUGAGUUGGUACUCAACUCCUAUAUACCCAAGGAAUAUCAGUCGAUGAUUAACCAAUACACCCACUGGAACGAAGACAUUGGCGAAUGGCAAUUGAAGUGCGUUGCCUACACAGGCAAUAACAUGCGUAAACACAUUACCGACUCCAAGGCUUCUAAUAAGGAUUCCAAUGACUUUGUCGAUUUGUCGCAUGUUUAUCUCAGCUACAAUUCCGAUUCCGUGACUCAACCUGUACGGGUUAAAUCCUCAAUUGCUUCAGCACGGCCACGCACCUCAGGCGUUCCCAGACCUACGACAGCACGGCGAUAUUGAGCUGAUCUCUACCUUCCCUGCUGUGUGGGAUAUCGAGAAAUGUACGAAUCUUCUCAACUAACUACGGAAUUUUUUGCUUCUCUCUUCCGUUCGCAGUGCUGGUUUAUCUUGGCUUUAUUUUUCACCUACUAUUGUUUUCACUUGAUGGUCUCAUCGUCGAGGUCAUAAGCACACAUGGGCACGCAACAUACGAAUACUCAUACAUACGUUUCUAAGUAUCAUUUAAAGGCAUUUCUUAACGAAACACCCUAAUUAUCCCCCGAACGAAAUCAAAAAAACACUCAACUUACAAACUAAUUUGUAAUGGUCAAACAAGAACACUCUACAGAUAUGUGGAUGGAUGGUUGGAUUCCAACACCAUUUUACCAUAAGUGCAAUACAUACUUACAAAUAUUAUAUACAUAUAUCUAUACUCUAUAUAAUUAUUUAUUUAAUUUUUGGCAUUUACACUUUUAAGCACUAUGGACAGAUACAACAUACUAAAAUCCUGCUGCAUAUUACAAUAUUUUAACAAUGGCGAAGUUAAAGUGAAAUUUGAUUUAUACAAACCUACACCAAAAUACUUACAAUAAAAAAAAACAUUUAUAAUGAUGUAGACAACACAAA